GGGAGCGGGCUAGCUGCUCUCUAGGCAGACGAGCAAGUGAAUCUUGUACGCGUUAGCAAGCCCAGCUGUUGUCUGGUAAUAGCGAGUAGGGUACAGCUGUUGCAGUGUCUAAGAAGCAUUGGGUUAUCUCUGUAUUUUUCUGGAGUAAGCUGACUACCUGGGCACUGUGAUGUGCCAGAUAUUACUGCUGCUUCAGCAGGAUGUUACGGCUGUAGGUUUUACAGGGUACUGAGGCUGAUAUUCGUGUCUGCUGUGGGUGGAAUGAUCAGGUUUGUUGUACUUGCUGCCACUAGCUGCUGGAUCCUGUAGACAAGGAGUGCAGUAGAUGCCUUCAUGGUUUGUGCGCCAGCCAUGGUGGCCACUGAUCAGAACAUAGUAUUAAGAGAUGGCUUUUUUUAGUCUGUGCUGUACCGUGCUGUGAAGAUGCCUCUUCAACAAGGGAGAAUAAAUCUCAGUAGUUACAGUGUACAAUAGCAGCUCUGUCAGGCUGAAUUGUCAGGUAGGAUAUGCAAGUGUUGGUGUCUAGAUCCAGGCCAUUAGUAAAUUUUGCUUGGUGCCUACCACAGAUGUGACAACUCUUAGAUACUUGUUGGAGAGAGAUACACGUGCACAUAUAAGCCCAGAAUAUGCCUAUGCUGUGUACCACAGGUCCCCGGUGUGUGGGAGCUCUUGCAGGGUCUGCCCGGCUCCUCCACACAGCGAUGGACAGGGAGCAGCUUCCUGCAGUGAAGUUAUGGGGAAUGCUGCUGGAGAUGGAUGCAGCGGUCAGAUUUUGUCUGCACAUGCAUGUAUUCAGCCCUAAAGAACUGAGAUUGAUAAGGAGAGGUUUUUUGUUCUGAGGGUGACUGAGUGCUGGAGGCUGCCAGGAGAACUUUUGGAGUCUCCCUCACUGGAGAUAAUCCAAAUGUCUGCACAUUGUCCUGUUGUAGUGACUGGGCUUGAGGGAGAGGCUGGAUGAAGGCAUUAGUGUCUGUAUUAACCAAUUAACCACAGUAAUCUAAAACUACCAAUUUUCUAUCUAGGUACACGACACACCUCCUGCUCCAGUGCAGGCAUAUAAUUCUGCCAUUUAAUUCUUUUAAGUUGGUAUUUAGGCUUGUAUUUUUGAAAUGUGAUUGAUGAAAUGUUUCAACUGAGCUUUUUUUUAAAGUGAAAAUUCCAAGAAUGUUAUUUUGGGCAUAGUUUGAAAAAGCAGUAUGCAGGCUUAUCAAAUGUUAAUUUUAAAAAAAGUGAGUAUAUCCAAUCAUUGCAUAUACACAUCUGUUCCUCCAAAUCUGUUGGAAAAUGUAGGCACAUUCUUCUCUGUGCUUCAUAUAUGGAAAAAUGAUUUUGUGUUUAUAAGUUACUAGAAUCUAAAAGGUUUAAAAUCCUUCCUGGACAUAAAGUGAGGUGCCACAAGCGCACAGUAGGAGUAGACUAUUUUAUUUAUAUUGUUAUGUGGUGUUGGAGGGCCUCUAACCAGGCCCUGUGUUCAUGAUAUGGUAGGAUCAGGUAUAUUUGAUUGGUUUACAUAGUUCUGCUGGAAUUGAAAAGAUUAUUUUACAACAAUGGUUAUUUGUAUUUUUCUAACUCUUGGAAUUUACUUGUUGGAGCUGUAGAAUCUCUAGUCAGUUUACAAUUGACUUGCACUCCAGUCAUUAGAUUACAUUUGCUUUAGCUCUUCAAACCAUGUAAAUUGUCAUUGACCAAGGGUGCACAGGCAUAACUUCCAGGAAGACUGUUAUGUUAUGCAAUCUCUAAGACAUUAAGAGUAAUUUGUGUGUAGAUCCAUGGGAUCAAAAAGGAGGCCAUUGGGGAUUCGUGGUUUUGAGAAAUGUGAGAGAAUGCUUUUACAGGUCUCUUAGUAUGGUAAAAACUUUGGCUUUUUGGAAUUUAAAAAUGAAGUAUUCAGAAUGUAAAAUGUGUUUUUAUCAAAACCAAUGUGUGGAUGAAUUUAAAUAAACUAAUUACACUGUAUCUUUUUUACCUUACCUAUCUAUUUGCGAAGAUUAGUGUUACAGAUAGAAAUCCAUAAUUUAAUUGUUAAUCUAUUCUCUUUUGGUCUGUUCACCAAGCUUGCUAUAAAAAUAUAUUUAGAUAUUCUAAGCUUGUACGUUAGUAGGUGCCAUUUUCUGAAUUUAAAAAUAGACUGCAUGUGUUGCAUAAAAUGCCUUUGGGCAGGAGAGGAGGGGGAUAUCUGUCUGGUUGACAUGGAACAUAAGAAAAAAUCUGAAGUAUGCUAGAGCUAAAUAUACUGAUAAGCAUGCAGCUAUGGGGGGAAAUGAGUUAAAAUGUAUUGAGUUUGGUCUGAUUAGCACAUUAAAUGCCAGCAGAACAGUCAUACCCAAGCUUUUAUUUCAGAAAUAAUCAUCAUGUUGCUGUGAAGACAACUCGGCCCUUGUAGCAUGUGCAAACAAAGGAAAUAUUUCUUUGGAGCCAGGUUGCGUGGGGUGCCGCUGCUUUGCUCUUUGUUCUGCCACUGUCUGCAGCGCUGGUGCAGAAAAUGGAUGCUGCAAGGUUUAGUUAAACUUAGAUGCUGUAGCCCUGCAAAGGUCUUGAACUGAUUCUGCUUUCUAAAAAAGUAAAGUCUGAAGCAGAACUGAUUCUGCUUUCUAAAAAAGUAAAGUCUGAAGCAGAUGUAAAUGAGCAUGGCCGGGCUUUUCCUGAUGGCUCAGGGUGAUACACCUUGGGAUGCGAGGCUGUUCUGCCUCCUUCAGAUUAGCUCAUCAUAAGGAGAGGUGUGAGAUUUUUGCAGGUUUAAGAAUAAGAUCACUGCAGCAGGAGGCCCUUGUCAGAGGGGCAGGGUUGGCCUGUCUAUCCCUCUGUUCCUUCUGAGUUGGUGAGGUCUGUUGUGACAAGCUAGUGGAAAAAUCCUAGGAGGAUUAUCAGAAAGGUAACAUGUAUUUCUGUCACUGUAAUUAAGCUGGUGAUAGAGCAGUAUUUUUCAAUUUAUAUAGGCUGUGCAUUUUAAAAUCUCGUGGCAACAUAGUUGGAAACCAAGUGAUUCUCAGGCAGGAUUCAAUAGUGCUGGCCCCAUUCAGGCAGGCGCCAGGUGGGGCUGCCCUGAGCGGGGGCAGCUGAGGGGCGUGGGGCAGCAGCACUGUCUGGUGCAGUGGCUGUGUGUGCAGACAGCUCCGUGCUGGCCAGGAGGGUGCUGGGGCCCCAGGACACGCAGGGCAGGUUUGCUGCCUGUGCCUGUGAUUGUGUGUGCUGAGCCUAGUGUAAUGGCAGAGGAGCUACUGCUGCUGGCACCCAGGAAGAAACACUCGUUAGGGCAUGAGAAAACAGAAAUUAGGAGUGGGAUGGCUUGAGGUCCUCCUCAGUAACUGCUGGCCAUGUGCAAGGGUCUUCUUCCAAGGCUGGUGUUUUUCUGAGGAAUGCAUUUGUCUUAAAAGUAGUCUGGAACCUUUGAUAGGGACUUGGAGGAUAGAAGAUAAAGAGUCAUUUCCUGUUGUCUGGAAAUGACUCUUUUGACAUGUGGUGCCUGUAAAUAUGGGCACGGUUGGGUGUGAUUUCAUUGAAUUCACUGGAAUUGCAUCUACUGCUUUCACCACUGGAUUUGACUUGGAGACUUCUUCAUAGUACUGCUAGAAUUUGAUUAUUGGGUUUGGAGGUAUGCGGAUUUUAUUUUGUGACUUCUCUGACCUGGAGAGUUUUUUGUAUGACUCGGGAAGGAGGUUUGAAAACAAGCCCUUGGAUAAGCUUUCUAAAGUACUUCUGUCUGUCCAAGUCACUUUUAGAUUCUUUCACUUUUUAGUAGGUUUCAGAUAUAAAAUCAUACAUUUCAUGUGAGAGGCACUGUGAGAGGUUGGUUAGUGGCAUCAGUAAUACUAAUCAAACAUAAUUCAUCUGACUGUCAUGUAAAGGAAGGGAAGGUAAGGUAGAGGGGGAAGAGUGCAAGUCACUUCAAAAGACCUGCUCUGAAGCUCAGCUCUCCUCUAAUCUGCCUUUCAAAUCUGGCUUCUUCUGCCCUCAUACAGUGAAACAACCUGACAUUUUAGCAAUUUUUGAAAGAAAAGGAGUGAAGUGUUUAGAAUGCAUCAAAGGGGUGAAGCAGAGAACAUCUGAAGAAGAUCAUCUUUUGUCUGAUUGAUACCCUCUUACUUCAUGGCAGAGGAGCGAAAGAAAGAGACGCAUGGAAUCUCAUUUAGAAUUCAAAUCACUGUGAAGGAAGUGCUGGAUACAGAUGUACUUUUAAAGCUGUUUUUUCAUUUACCAGUCAAUUACCCAUCAACUGUACCAGAUAUUUCUGUUACCUCAGACCAGCUUACAAGGGCCCAGUGUGUGGAUGUGAGAGAGAAAUUACUUGAAGAAGCCAAGCAGCAUCUUUCUGAGCCCAUGGUACACGAUCUGAUUCUUUGGGUACAGCAGCAUCUUCAAGAUGUCAUUAAGCAAUCAGCAACAGUUUGCAAUGAAAAAACUACUUUGUCAAAAGGAACAGAAGAUGGUAUCUGGAUGCUCCUUUUGCAUUUAGAUCACAUGAGAGCAAAGGCAAAAUAUGUGAAAACUGUGGAAAAAUGGGCUUCAGAUCUAAGGCUGACUGGAAGACUGAUGUUCAUGGGCAAGAUAAUAUUGAUUCUUCUUCAGGGUGACAGGAACAGCAUUAAGGAGUACUUGAUUCUUCAGAAAACUUCUAAGGUGGAUGUGAACUCAAGUGGAAAGAAAUGCAAAGAGAAAAUGAUGAGAGUACUGUGUGAGACAGAACUACAGUCCCAGCAUAAAAGGUUUCAGAUGUUUGAAGUCAAAGAAUAUUCAGCACUGGAGGAGCUACAAAAGGAAUUUGAAACUGCAGGACUUACAACUCUUUUCUCUGAGUUCGUGCCUCCUCUCUUAAAGUAAAAUUAGAAGAAACCACUGGACCUCUGACCAAAGCAGUAGACUGCAGAUGGAAGAUAGAAGGACUAAUGUGGCAAAACAAUCUUGAAGCUUUUCUGCAAGAAAUACCAGUAGUAGUCAAUCUUUUGCAAGAAAAAGGCAAUUAAUACCUUAAGAACUGAUAAUUUUUUGCCAUUCAUGUCAAAAAACAAUGUGAUGUUGAUUGUAAUAAUUGCAUGGCAAGCAUGAGAGACUGGGAAGAAAUAAUGCUAAAAAAUAGUCUUGUAGUCA
This is a messenger RNA of Melospiza melodia melodia, 5085 nucleotides long. It is a transcript of the gene RWDD3, whose product is annotated as RWD domain containing 3. The transcript has 4 exons. Gene Ontology annotation, biological process: positive regulation of hypoxia-inducible factor-1alpha signaling pathway; positive regulation of protein sumoylation. The record is from RefSeq and is a predicted model, not a curated record. Gene Ontology annotation, molecular function: protein binding. NCBI's taxonomy places the organism in Eukaryota, Metazoa, Chordata, Aves, Passeriformes, Passerellidae. Bases 4087 to 4818 code for a protein of 243 amino acids.